Klebsormidium nitens is the source of this 646-nucleotide messenger RNA. Lineage: Eukaryota; Viridiplantae; Streptophyta; Klebsormidiophyceae; Klebsormidiales; Klebsormidiaceae. The record is from the annotation of a GenBank genome assembly.
AUGGCGGACGACGCGCCUCCUGCUCAUGCUGAGGAGCCCGUCAGCAUGGAGGCACCGAACGAAUCUGCAGCUCCUCAUGAGGGUGCUGCAUCAGCUGGAUCAGAGACGAAGCAAGAGGGUGGGGAGGCGAAGGCCGAAUCAGGCAGCGUACAGAGUGAGGAAACCUCAUUGGAGCAGCAAGCUGAGAAAGCUCCAGUCACUGAGAACGCUGUUGCAGAUGCUAUUGCUGCCGCCACUCCGCGUGGGGAGAAACCUUUGACCGAAGCAAAAGCCGAGGAGCUUGCUGCAAAGGAAGCGGAGAUUGCUGAGCCAGCGGCGGAGACCAAAAAAGUGAUCAAGGAGGAGAAGACUGCGCCUCUGGAAGAGCUGGCACCAGCCCUAGACCAGAAGCUCAGCUUGAAGGUAGAGAAGCCGGCCUCCCAGCCUUCCAGCCCCUCUGCUGGAGAGAACAUCCUACCAACGUCACCUCAGAUCCGGGCUAUUACCGGAAACGAUUCUGCUCUGCCCGUCAAGGAGUAUCUAAACUCCACAAUUGUGCCUGUCCUUCGGGACGCCCUGAGGGCGCUCGUCAAAACAAGGCCAGAGGAUCCGUACGAGUUUGUUGCCAAGUAUCUUGUUGAACACAAGCCACGCAAGUAGCCAGCUG